Molecule: messenger RNA, 1820 nt
Organism: Arachis ipaensis
Lineage: Eukaryota; Viridiplantae; Streptophyta; Magnoliopsida; Fabales; Fabaceae
Product: actin-7
Source: RefSeq, a predicted model, not a curated record
ACUCGGUUUCCACAGAAAAAGUCACCCCAGCUGUAGUAGAGUCCGCUUUUCUUCCCCGACCAGUCCACUUUAUCACCGAAUAUAAAGCUGCUGCUUCUUCUUCUCUCUCUACAGCCAAUUUCACCUGCUGCUGUUGUUGCUGCUGCUCACACCACAAAAACCAAUUUCUCUGCAACUUUUGUUUCCUUUCAAGUAGGUUUUGAAAGAUGGCUGAUGGUGAGGAUAUUCAACCUCUUGUUGUUGACAAUGGAACUGGAAUGGUCAAGGCUGGUUUUGCUGGUGAUGAUGCUCCUAGGGCUGUCUUCCCCAGCAUUAUUGGGCGACCUCGUCACACGGGUGUGAUGGUUGGAAUGGGUCAGAAGGAUGCUUAUGUGGGUGAUGAAGCCCAGUCAAAAAGGGGUAUCCUCACCUUGAAGUACCCUAUUGAGCAUGGAAUUGUCAGUAACUGGGAUGAUAUGGAAAAGAUUUGGCAUCACACGUUUUACAAUGAGCUUCGCGUUGCCCCUGAAGAACACCCUGUGCUUCUUACUGAGGCACCACUCAAUCCCAAGGCCAACAGAGAGAAGAUGACCCAAAUUAUGUUUGAAACUUUCAAUGUGCCUGCCAUGUAUGUUGCAAUUCAGGCUGUCCUGUCUUUGUAUGCCAGUGGACGUACUACAGGUAUUGUGCUUGAUUCCGGUGAUGGUGUGAGCCACACAGUGCCCAUAUAUGAAGGGUAUGCACUUCCCCAUGCAAUUCUUCGGUUGGACCUUGCAGGUCGUGAUUUAACAGAGUACUUGGUGAAAAUCCUUACUGAGAGAGGAUACUCCUUCAAUACCUCUGCUGAGAAGGAAAUUGUCCGUGAUGUGAAGGAGAAAUUAGCAUAUGUUGCCCUUGAUUUUGACCAAGAAAUGGAAACUACUAAGACUAGUUCAGCAGUGGAGAAGAGCUAUGAAUUGCCUGAUGGACAGGUCAUUACAAUAGGUGCUGAGCGAUUCCGAUGCCCUGAAGUACUCUUCCAGCCUUCUCUAAUUGGUAUGGAAGCUCCAGGAAUUCAUGAAACUACAUACAACUCCAUCAUGAAAUGUGAUGUUGAUAUCAGGAAGGAUCUUUAUGGAAAUAUCGUGCUCAGUGGUGGGUCCACUAUGUUCCCUGGAAUUGCUGAUCGGAUGAGCAAAGAAAUUAGUGCACUUGCUCCAAGCAGCAUGAAGAUCAAGGUAGUUGCACCCCCUGAGAGGAAGUACAGUGUUUGGAUCGGUGGUUCUAUCUUGGCAUCACUUAGCACCUUUCAGCAGAUGUGGAUUUCAAAGGGUGAAUAUGAUGAAUCUGGACCUGCUAUCGUUCAUCGGAAGUGCUUCUAAUCGGGUCAAGUUGAGAAGGAUCAAGGAUGAUGAUCAAGUUCUUAAUGCACCGUGUCUUGUGCCAUAUUGGAGUCAAGUUUGGUUGACUUAUUUGAUUCUUGAGAUUUUUAAUAGAGCUGUAUCUAGUUUAAUGGAUGAAUUGGUUUUUAAGUUGAGUAUGUUUUUUAUUAGGUCCUUGGAAGCUGGACUAUUCUAUGCAGGUGGAAGAUUGUAUUGGAUUUUAGUAGGUUGUUUGGUUUGAUUUUCCUUUAAUUCAUUUUUCAUGUCUUGGCCAUCAAUUUGGGUGCCUAGACCUUGGAGAAUGAUAAGUUUUUAGGAUCUUUCCCUCUCAAACUCAAACAGGGAUUUUGGAGUCAGCUUUUGUUUAUAUUUAUUUUUAUGCUCAAGUGGGUUUUAUGUUUGCAGAGCACUCUGUUUAGACAGAAUAUGCGUUGUUGCCUUUCUCUAUUGUAUGAUAUAUGAUAUGAUAUUAUUUGAUUA